AUGGAAGGUGAACACAUGUUCCACGUGUUGCCCCUGCUGUUGCUUAUGCUGAUGAGGGUCUGUAGAGGAACAAUAACAGGGGAAGUGUUGACAUCAGAGAUAGACGGAUGGGUGAAACGUAAUGGCAACUGUCCUGGAAUGGACAUUGAUAGUAUAUCCGGUAUAUCAGUAGAGAAGUGUGCUGAACAAUGUAAAGCACAUCCAUCUUGUGUUUUAUUCACUUAUUACACAGCGACAAAUCGUUGUUUCAGGAAAAGCCAUGUAUGUACAAUUUCUGAGAUGACACCAGAAGUAAAUCAUAUGACAUAUCACCCAGAUCCCGAAGCAUGUGAAACUGCAAUGACAAAAGAUAAUCCAACAAUUGAAUUCUCUCCUUCGUCCAUAAAGACAAGUGACUUGUAUUAUGGACCACAACAUGCAUAUAUUGAUGCCACCACAGUACUUCAAACUACCUUGGGGACAGUUGAGAAAUUUGGAGGUUGGAUGCCUGCUACAAAUGAUGCAACUGAAUAUUGGGAGGUCUCCUUUCGUGAACUUACAACUGUGGAUAAGGUUAUAACGCAGGGAGGCGAGGGUUCUACAUAUUGGGUUACUCAAUAUAAUGUAAAGCACAAACCAACCUCAAGUGAUGAGUGGGUGAAUGUUGGCCCAUAUGAUGCAAACACCAAUGCAGAGGACAAAGUUACACAUCUGCUUGUACCAACAGCUAUCGCCAAAAUCUACCGUCUUGAAAUCAUAGCAUGGAAUGGUGCGAUUGCAAUGAGAGUGGAGCUGAUUGGGUGUCUACCAUCAGGGAGCUGCUCCCAGUCAUUGAUCAAAGCUGACCCUGAUGUCAUCCUAACUGUUUCAAGUGUCCAUGCAGGUAAUUCGAUUGUGUAUGGUGCAGGACAGUCAAAGAUUGAUACAUUAACAACUGAUGGCCAGGAGAUAUAUCGGUAUGGGGGAUUGUCUGCUGGACCCGAUAAUCAGGAUCAAUGGCUCCAGGCUGAGUUUCCAAAGAUCAAUGUUGUAACAGAGGUCAUAAUACAAGGAGCCAAUAGAAGAAGUGCAAGGAUUACAACAUACAAAGUUUUAUCCAGCAUGGAUGGUGUAAACUGGAUUGAACGAGGUCGAUUUUCAGAUCAAGAUCCUGAGAAGAUAACUGGAGAUGACAGAUGCGGACCACCCUACAACAAUAAGGAAUGUGAUGUCUUGACAGCAUAUUGUUGCUCCACUCUUAACUGGUGUGGUUCAGAUUCCCAUUGCUCUUCAUCACUCAUUGACUACAGACAAACAGGUGUAUCAGUGAAUGGUGAUGUAAACACAAAAUUCUUUCACAAGUUCAGUGAAAGAUUCCUUGCAAAAUAUGUACGUAUUGUCCCACUAACAUGGAACGUUGAAAUUGAAUUCAGAGCUGGCUAUCUUGGCUGCGACUAUAGCAACCACAUUAACUUGAAUGAAAGUUUUGAUAACACCUUUCCACCCAUGAUGCUCAGCCAAAUCAUUGACUACGAUCUCAACAACAACACUUGCAUGAACAUUCCAAAUACAGCUGAAGCCCCCGGAUAUCUGAAAUUCUCAACUGAUUUGAACUUGGAUUUUGGGUCUGAUACAGAGUUCUAUGUUGUGAUGACAGGCCGAUUAAAAUGUGAAAGCCAAUACCAUUAUGUGUACUCCGUAGAUAUGGAUGCCCAAGUUAGUACAAAUCUUCACACAGGAAGGUUUGAAAAAUGCCAGCUUAUUACUACAGAUGCCCUUCCUGACAACAGAAACAGCUGUACGUACAUCUGUGGAUGCAAUCCAUGUGGCUACAGUGGUCUUGCAUUUUUCAAUCUCCCAAAAUCAUACACCUGGACAUUAUGUGAUGUCAAAGUGCUACCAUUAGACAUGAUCUAAAAUUC
Owenia fusiformis is the source of this 1880-nucleotide messenger RNA. The record is from the annotation of a GenBank genome assembly. Lineage: Eukaryota; Metazoa; Annelida; Polychaeta; Sabellida; Oweniidae.